This is a messenger RNA of Eremothecium sinecaudum, 1287 nucleotides long. RefSeq names its product Ylh47p (gene YLH47). The transcript has a single exon. Bases 1 to 1287 code for a protein of 428 amino acids. The record is from RefSeq and is a predicted model, not a curated record. Gene Ontology annotation, biological process: intracellular monoatomic cation homeostasis. Gene Ontology annotation, cellular component: mitochondrial inner membrane. Gene Ontology annotation, molecular function: ribosome binding. NCBI's taxonomy places the organism in Eukaryota, Fungi, Ascomycota, Saccharomycetes, Saccharomycetales, Saccharomycetaceae.
AUGCACAGUAUAAAAUUUUUCAGCAGCAGAACUGUUACCAGAGCUGCACGCUUCAAUUGCGCCCCUGCAUAUUAUAGAGGCGUCAUCGUUGGUAGACGUUAUUAUUCCAAAAGUGAGGAUGGUAACAAGAAGAACCAGCUGUCCACCUCUGAAAAUCCAUUGGUACCGGUAAGUAAGGAUCCGAAAGCAGCUAAGCCUACCCUGUGGUCACGUGUGAAACAUGAAGCCCAGCAUUAUUGGGAUGGAACCAAGUUGUUGGGUCUCGACGUCAAGAUCUCAUUUAAACUGGUGAUGAAGAUGGCUGCUGGUUAUGAGCUAACACGUCGUGAAAAGAUCCAGUUGAAGAGAACCACGACUGAUAUGAUUCGUUUGAUUCCAUUUAGCGCAUUUGUUAUUGUGCCGUUUGCCGAACUACUGCUUCCAAUUGCUUUGAAGUUGUUCCCUAACAUGCUGCCAUCGACCUAUGAGUCUAAAAAAGAUAAGCAAAAGAAGUUGGAUAGUUUGAGGAAGACCAGAGCCGUAAUGUCUGAGAUUAUCAAGGACAGCAAGCCACACCUGAAGACCAACACUAUAGAUGAAGGCCAAAGACUCGUUUUUACACAAUUUUACAAGCACGUUAGAGAGACAGGUGAACCAGAAUCUCGUGAGCAGUUAGUCCAAGUUGCCCGUUUGUUUACAGAUGAUACCGUCCUGGAUAACCUCCCCCGCCCUCAGUUGGUGGCUCUCGCAAAGUAUAUUAACUUGCAGCCAUUUGGAACGGAUGUUAUGUUGCGUUACCGUAUCCGUUACAAGAUGUUGGAAUUGAAGAAAGACGAUUUUGCCAUUUAUUACGAAGGCGUUGACUCUUUAGAUCCAAACGAGCUGCGUCUUGCAUGUGCAAGCAGAGGUAUCAGAAAUGUCAAUGUUAAUGACUCCGUUUUGCGUGAAAACCUCAACAACUGGCUAAAUCUAAGAUUGAAAGACAAAAUUCCAUCCAGUCUUUUGAUCAUGACCACUGCCUACACCUAUGGUGACAUCAGUUCAACUAAGUCCCUUUACGACGCAUUGUGCGACGUGUUGAGUGGUAUUCCAGACGAACUAUACCAUGAAGUCAAGGUUAACGUUGUAGAAGAAGCCAACGCUACCCACAAGUCCAAGAUGGCCCAGCUAAAGGAGCAGGAGGAAAUUAUGAAGGAGGAAGAACAGCAAGAGAAAGAUGCUGUUGUCAAGGUCAAGGAUGAGUUAAGCUUGGACGAACUAGAUGAAAAGGCUGCCCAAGUCACCAAAGUUGCUGAGAAGACCAAAUAG